Molecule: messenger RNA, 2340 nt
Organism: Paramecium pentaurelia
Lineage: Eukaryota; Ciliophora; Oligohymenophorea; Peniculida; Parameciidae
Source: the annotation of a GenBank genome assembly
CAUGUAGUGUUUAAGAGCUUUGAGAUACUUUUCUGUAUGGUCUUAAGUACCUAUGGGACCAGCUGAUCCUAUUUUGGGAGUAGCUGCUUAAUUCAAGGCUGAUCCAAGCACUUAAAAAGUAAAUUUAAGUAUAGGAGCUUAUCGUGAUAAUGAUGGAAAGCCAGUUGUACUUGAGUCAGUUAAGAGAGUAACUAAAUUUAUAUAUAAUAGGCUGAAUAAAUAAUAAAAGAGAAGAAAUUAGAUAAUGAAUAUCUUCCAGUUGAAGGACUUCAAUCAUUUAUUGAUGCUUCUAUAAAAUUAGGUUAUGGAGAUGCUUACUAUGCUUAAAAUGGAAAAAGUAUUGCAGGAUGUUAAGUAUUGAGUGGAACAGGUGCAGUUAGACUUGGAUUUGAAUUUGCUAAGAAAUUCUUACCUUAAGGUACAAAAGUAUAUAUGCCAAAUCCAACAUGGCCAAAUCAUCAUAAUAUUGCUAGAAUGGCAGGAUUAGAAAUUUUAGAAUAUCGUUAUUUUGAUCCAAAAACACGUGGAGUUGAUUUUUCAGGAUUAGUAGAAGAUUUGAAUAAGGCUUAAAAUGGAUCAGUUAUCUUAUUCCAUGCUUGUGCUCAUAAUCCAACUGGUUGUGAUUUGACAUCAGCUUAAUGGACAUAAUUAUUAGAUUUGACUAAAAAGAAGAAUUUCCUUCCAUUUUUUGAUAUGGCUUAUUAAGGUUUCACAAGUGGAGAUGUAAAUAAAGAUGCUGAAGCAGUUAGAUUAUUUACAAAUUAAGGAGUUUCUAUUGUUUUAGGAUAAUCAUUUGCUAAAAAUAUGGGAUUAUAUGGGUAAAGAACAGGAUGUCUUAGUUUUGUAUGUGCUAAUUAAUAAGAAAAAGAGAAAGUUGUUUCAUAAUUGAAAUUGUUAGCUAGACCAUUAUGGUCAAGUCCACCACUUCAUGGUGCUAGAGUAGCUGAUAUCAUUCUCAAUACACCAGAACUUAAUUAAUUAUGGUUAUCAGAAGUUAAAAUGAUGGCAACUAGAAUUUAAUUAAUGAGAGUAAGUUUAGCUGAAACUUUAAAGAAUCUAGGUUCUCCUCAUGAUUGGUCACACAUAUCCAAAUAAAUUGGUAUGUUUGCAUUUACUGUAAUAAUUUAAUUCAUAUUUUUUAGGGUGUUGGUCCAGAUCAUGUAAAAGAAUUGAUUGCUAAAUAUCAUAUCUAUUUAUUAAGUAGUGGAAGAAUAUCAAUUGCAGGAUUAAAUGAAGGAAAUGUUAAGUAUGUUGCUGAAGCAUUCCAUGAUGUGACCAAGAAUACAAAAUUGUGAAGUAUUANGAAGGACUUCAAUCAUUUAUUGAUGCUUCUAUAAAAUUAGGUUAUGGAGAUGCUUAUUAUGCUUAAAAUGGAAAAAGUAUUGCAGGAUGUUAAGUAUUGAGUGGAACAGGUGCAGUUAGACUUGGAUUUGAAUUUGCUAAGAAAUUCUUACCUUAAGGUACAAAAGUAUAUAUGCCAAAUCCAACAUGGCCAAAUCAUCAUAAUAUUGCUAGAAUGGCAGGAUUAGAAAUUUUAGAAUAUCGUUAUUUUGAUCCAAAAACACGUGGAGUUGAUUUUUCAGGAUUAGUAGAAGAUUUGAAUAAGGCUUAAAAUGGAUCAGUUAUCUUAUUCCAUGCUUGUGCUCAUAAUCCAACUGGUUGUGAUUUGACAUCAGCUUAAUGGACAUAAUUAUUAGAUUUGACUAAAAAGAAGAAUUUCCUUCCAUUUUUUGAUAUGGCUUAUUAAGGUUUCACAAGUGGAGAUGUAAAUAAAGAUGCUGAAGCAGUUAGAUUAUUUACAAAUUAAGGAGUUUCUAUUGUUUUAGGAUAAUCAUUUGCUAAAAAUAUGGGAUUAUAUGGAUAAAGAACAGGAUGUCUUAGUUUUGUAUGUGCUAAUUAAUAAGAAAAAGAGAAAGUUGUUUCAUAAUUGAAAUUGUUAGCUAGACCAUUAUGGUCAAGUCCACCACUUCAUGGUGCUAGAGUGGCUGAUAUCAUUCUCAAUACACCAGAACUUAAUUAAUUAUGGUUAUCAGAAGUUAAAAUGAUGGCAACUAGAAUUUAAUUAAUGAGAGUAAGUUUAGCUGAAACUUUAAAGAAUCUAGGUUCUCCUCAUGAUUGGUCACACAUAUCCAAAUAAAUUGGUAUGUUUGCAUUUACUGUAAUAAUUUAAUUCAUAUUUUUUAGGGUGUUGGUCCAGAUCAUGUAAAAGAAUUGAUUGCUAAAUAUCAUAUCUAUUUAUUAAGUAGUGGAAGAAUAUCAAUUGCAGGAUUAAAUGAAGGAAAUGUUAAGUAUGUUGCUGAAGCAUUCCAUGAUGUGACCAAGAAUACAAAAUUGUGAAGU